CAAAAAAACCCAAAGGGGACGUUCGCAAAGAUUGAAACAUUUCAUUCCCCGGCCAUUUCGAACGUCCCCAAAAUCAGCGAGAAGAAAGAACCACCGAAAUCGAAUCGGAAAUGGCAGAUUUCGUGGAGGCCGAGAAUGCAGAAGCGAUAUUUACCAGAAUCGAGCACAAAUCCCGCAAGAUCGAGAGUCUGCUCAAACAGCACAAACCAGUGGAGGCUCUCAAGACGGCUCUGGAAGGUUCCCCACCUCGCACUGAAGACGAGCGCUGUAAGUCUGCAAACUGGAUUGUGGUGCACAGAGCGAUAAUGGCUAUUAAAGAUGUGGAUAGUUUGAUGUCGUCCCUUGAUUCCGAGUACUAUGAUGUCCUAAUGAAGUACUUGUAUAGAGGGCUAUCGACCGGAGAUCGUCCCACAUGUGAUCAGUGUUUAAGAAUCCAUGAGAAGCUGACAGAGAGAGCUGGUUUAGGGUGUAUAUUAAGAACACUGGCAGACAAAGUUAACACUGUUUAGUCAUGGAAUCCCAGUUGAGAUGAGAUUUAUGUCCUGUUUUAACAUUUUAUUAUGGUCUUUUAUUUUCAAUGUCAAUCACAAACUUGUGCAUUGCUGCCUGCCAAAUUUGAAACAAGUAAUGGCACCGUGUAAUCAAAUAAUAAGCCUACAUUUCUUCA
Andrographis paniculata is the source of this 667-nucleotide messenger RNA. RefSeq names its product actin-related protein 2/3 complex subunit 5A. The transcript has 4 exons. The record is from RefSeq and is a predicted model, not a curated record. The coding region runs from base 111 to 509 and encodes 132 amino acids. Gene Ontology annotation, cellular component: cytoplasm; actin cytoskeleton; Arp2/3 protein complex. Gene Ontology annotation, biological process: regulation of actin filament polymerization; Arp2/3 complex-mediated actin nucleation. NCBI's taxonomy places the organism in Eukaryota, Viridiplantae, Streptophyta, Magnoliopsida, Lamiales, Acanthaceae. Gene Ontology annotation, molecular function: actin filament binding.